This is a messenger RNA of Porites evermanni, 7212 nucleotides long. Lineage: Eukaryota; Metazoa; Cnidaria; Anthozoa; Scleractinia; Poritidae. The record is from the annotation of a GenBank genome assembly.
UCACUGAGUUGUCUUGCGUUGAAAGGUGAGGUUGUAAUCAAGAUCAUGGAGAUGGAGAUGCUUACAAUCCACAGGCCAAGAAAACGGCGUGAAAUUGUGUGCGUCGUUUUGCUGGUACUGAUGUUUGCAGUUGCAGGAUUUUUGAUUGGAUAUUUCGCGGUGAAGAAUGUUACUGAAGACGGGGUGAAGUGUCAAUCCAAUGACGGCGACAAGCCUAAACCGACAUUUCCUACAUCCAAUAAGGAAAAAUACCACAAGAUGUUUCAAGAUGAGAUAAAGGCGAAGAAUAUCGAGGACAACCUCAAGUAAGAAACAUUUCAAUAUUAUUUGGUGAAGGCNCGUGAAAUUGUGUGCGUCGUUUUGCUGGUACUGAUGUUUGCAGUUGCAGGAUUUUUGAUUGGAUAUUUCGCGGUGAAGAAUGUUACUGAAGACGGGGUGAAGUGUCAAUCCAAUGACGGCGACAAGCCUAAACCGACAUUUCCUACAUCCAAUAAGGAAAAAUACCACAAGAUGUUUCAAGAUGAGAUAAAGGCGAAGAAUAUCGAGGACAACCUCAAGUAAGAAACAUUUCAAUAUUAUUUGGUGAAGGCAAGGUAUUUGCCACUAGGUUUCUUAUCUGUCUCAGUGUAACCAAAACUUCGUAAACUUCCACCUGAAGGAAAGACAUAAUUAUAUUGUACAGGUGAAUUCGUGCAUCGUGUAUAGCUGCUUUUGUCAUACAAGAUACUCAUUCACGACGAAGACUGAGCCUAAAGUCAGAGUUUAACGAUAAGAGUCAGAGUUUAACAGAUAUGCUUUUCUAGUUUCUUGGAACUUAAUUUUCGCAGCUCUCUCCCUUACACUUGGAGGUCAGGCUAUCUUAAUAGCACGCAAAUUAUGUCAAUUAAUGUUGGCGGGUACUCUUUGGCAGUCUAAACUCAAAACUUUUAUGUGAUAGAAUGAAAAUACAAUUGUUUACAUUUCUUGUCGUUUUGAGUGGAUCAGGGAUUAAUUUAUUGAACACAUAUCCUUAAUGCAAAUGAAAUUGUGCAUGAGAUUGUAUUCUGUAAAGUAGCUCUAACACUUGUUCAACAAUUUUUUCCCUUAAAAAACUCGCAAACAAAUAGAUGAGCCUCUCAAAAAUGGAUUACACUGCACAUGUCAAUAAUUUGGCUUUUUUGGAGGUUUUAAAUGUUGUUUGGGCUAUGGCAACAUGUACUUAGAACUGCACAGAAGAAAUUUUAUUUAUUUCCAAAAUGUUUCUUUUCUUAUAUUUUUUUCUAGAUAAAAAGUAACAACAAAUAAACAAAAAACAAACAAAUAAGGCAAAGCAAGGAACUUACUGCAAACUAAUAUAGAAAAAAAAAAUAGGUCGUUAUCACGCAAAUAUUGUUAUCGGAAAUAUUUUAGAGCCCGGUCAAAAUACAUUUCGCCGCAUUACAACUGCAACCAUAAGAAAAUUGACACCGAGACGAGACCGGCCAGUUCUUGGCGAGGUAACCACGACAUGCAGCCUUAGCCCAAUUCAAUACGGGCAAGUAACAGUUCCCUGCCAACAUAAAAUAUUUAUAGCCCUUGAAGCUUGUUUGCUUUAAAGUGACACCAAAAAUAGCUGAAAUCGUGCUUUUGUGAUCACCCACACGUUAAAGAUAUUUAUUGAAAAUAGAAUCCACGCUGGAGUCACUUAAAAGUACAAGUUUUUUAAUUUGGUUUUAGCCGUCAUUAUUCCGACAUACAAACGUUCAUCACACCCUGUAAUCUUUGUCCAGAGUCUGUUAGGAAAGAGCUAAAGACUUAUGUGACUGUUUUUACGGAAGAAACGCACGUUAACACCUUUCACACGAGCUAUUGACCUUCCAGCUUCGCACAGAGCAGAGUGUUUGAAUAUCAAAUAGAAUUAGGUUCCUGUUAAAAGUCGGACUUGACAUGUGCAUGCAAAUGAUUUUAAUCAAUAAAAUUAAAUUCGGCUCAUUUGAAGUUGGACAUUUAACGGUCCUUAACUAUCGAGUCUACUGUCUUUUCCUUCACCUUUUUUUUCUUUUGUCGUUACAGAUUUUAUACCUCGCAGCCUCAUAUUGCUGGAUCUAAACGCCAACAUGAUCUUGCAUUACAUUUAGCUGACAAAUGGCGCACCUAUGGAUUUGAUAAGGUAGAAAUGCCUGAGUAUAAAGUGUUACUUUCUCUUCCUCAAGAAGACAAACCUAACAAAGUGGAACUUAUCAGCAAUGGUACUACUCACUUUGCGAUACUGGGAAAAAUAAAGGUACGUUGGGUUUCAUGCUAUAACGUACAAUGUAACUAUAAUAUUCUUUUUCAGUCCACAGCGACAUGCAAAAACAAAAAGCAGUUGGUUUAAUUGUUUUUGUCUUGGUUUGUUUGUUCCUUUUGUUAUUAUAAAAGACGCAUUUAAAUUCUUGGAUCAUUUUUUCUAAAAUCGUUGCUGCCGACAGGCCUAAUUCAAAACACCAUAAUUAUACUCUUUGCUUUCCCUUUAAAAUCGUGCAAAAGCACUGUUUUCAAUUUUCCUUGGGACUUACAGUCAUCUCGAGAAUAUGACCUAUUUCAGGUGUUUGAGAUGUAUUCCUUGUACUGUAACCACAUUGAGGUUCCUCUUACUGUCACGUGACUUCGGCUGAACUAUCACGAGACGAGUGUAAAUAUUUCUUAGACUCAAUUAGGUUGAUAUCGGGGUGAAAUCAGAAUAACUUACAUGAAACCUUUGAUUACUGCUGUUUAUAUAUUUUCGCCGCGACAAGUUCUACCAGAAAGGGUCGCUUUAAGAUUUGUGGAAAUUGAGAGCCGUUAUGGUUCGUAGUUUCACGGGUCUCUCCAGCUUCUGAGCUGACGCUUCCAGGCAAUUGAAAUUGAACAAGGUCCAUAAUGAAUUAGCAUACUUUCCGGGAAUACUUAGACUACCCUCGCUCCUCUCUCCUUUCAUGAGUCAAUUGUCUAGCUCCUUCCUAUUUGACCGACAUGCAUACCUAUGACUGGCAUUGCAAAAUAACAUACUGACCGAGUAGUGUCAUAAUGGGAACUUGAAAGAGCUCCUGGCCAUAAAAUCAUAGUAUUGUAGUUUAUGAUCAUCAUAUCAGCUCAUGUAGUUACUUUUAAUGGUGCAACCUCAACCAAUUCAUAAAAAACGUGUUAUGAUAAUAAUGAAUAUCUUACGCUAUCUUUUUCUUUACUCAGGUUAAACCAGAGCCUUCUGCAAACGAAACUUAUGACUAUUUUCCGUAUUUCGGAUAUGCACCAAAUGGGACUGUUGAGGGCGAACUUCUUUACAUCAAUCAAGGUUCACUGAAGGACAUCAGUUUCCUGCGGAGUCAUAAUAUAUCUGUAAAGGAUAAAAUAGUGAUUAUCAGGGGACAGUUCGCAUCGGUAGGUAAAUUUCAAUAACACACUCUGGUGGAGCGCUUCAUGUCGCACAUUAAAGUUCCCUAUUGUAGUGCCCCUGAAAGUAGGAUCUCACCAAGAGUUGCGAUCAAAUUUCACAAUCCUUUAGUAAAUUCCCUGACCAAUGACCCUAUGAAAGUAACUACUCGGCUUCGAAAGUAGCGCCCUCAACAGUUAUUUCCUCAGUUACCAAAAAAUCGCGAACUUUACGUAUACAAAAAAUAUCUGAGGCUUGUUUUCGGUGUGAAAUCUAAUUACAAGUUUUAAUUAGCAUUAAGGAUCGAACUUGUUAUAGCAAAAUUCUUUUUAACGGGAUAUUGAUUGAAUUCGUUGAGGUUAGGGGAUAGAGAAAACUUGCAGAUCGCGGGCUGGGAAAAAUUCAUAUUAGCGUUCUUGAGGACAGAUCAAAAUCAGUCUGCCAGCAGACANGGUGCAACCUCAACCAAUUCAUAAAAAACGUGUUAUGAUAAUAAUGAAUAUCUUACGCUAUCUUUUUCUUUACUCAGGUUAAACCAGAGCCUUCUGCAAACGAAACUUAUGACUAUUUUCCGUAUUUCGGAUAUGCACCAAAUGGGACUGUUGAGGGCGAACUUCUUUACAUCAAUCAAGGUUCACUGAAGGACAUCAGUUUCCUGCGGAGUCAUAAUAUAUCUGUAAAGGAUAAAAUAGUGAUUAUCAGGGGACAGUUCGCAUCGGUAGGUAAAUUUCAAUAACACACUCUGGUGGAGCGCUUCAUGUCGCACAUUAAAGUUCCCUAUUGUAGUGCCCCUGAAAGUAGGAUCUCACCAAGAGUUGCGAUCAAAUUUCACAAUCCUUUAGUAAAUUCCCUGACCAAUGACCCUAUGAAAGUAACUACUCGGCUUCGAAAGUAGCGCCCUCAACAGUUAUUUCCUCAGUUACCAAAAAAUCGCGAACUUUACGUAUACAAAAAAUAUCUGAGGCUUGUUUUCGGUGUGAAAUCUAAUUACAAGUUUUAAUUAGCAUUAAGGAUCGAACUUGUUAUAGCAAAAUUCUUUUUAACGGGAUAUUGAUUGAAUUCGUUGAGGUUAGGGGAUAGAGAAAACUUGCAGAUCGCGGGCUGGGAAAAAUUCAUAUUAGCGUUCUUGAGGACAGAUCAAAAUCAGUCUGCCAGCAGACAUCUCCCACCAAAUUUGAGAUAACAAACCCUUAACCGCAACAACAACAACAAACAAACAAAUUUGAGUUGUUAACCAUUACUUACUCGUUUAGAAUAAUUCCAAUCAAUAACUAACAAGCAACUAAGCUUUCGAUUGCCUCUCCGCAAGUGUCUGACUUAGGAUGGUCACGUGAUCUCAAGGCCAUGUUGUCUUCUGUCAUCGUGGAAUGUGGAAAGUAAAUCGUAGCUCCCAUAUAUAUUUACGGUCAUAUGCAAGCCUCUAAUAUAAGUAGCCUGUUUGCUGUUUGUUCGUUUGUUUUACCAUUUAACUCCGCAUUUCCGGGUAGAUUAUCUUGGACUACUCUCAAACUUUCUCCCAUGGUUAGUCUUGGACUAGUGUUGCAGCUUAACCACAAAAUAAAUCUGUAGGAGACACAGUACAUGAUGCUUUUCAUGUCAAUCUACCAAUUAGAAUUACAGUAUGAAUAUUAACUUGAAAAUUUCGAAUAAAUCUUUUCAAUCAGUACUUGACCGGGCAAACCCUUGUUUCUUGAUCACCAGAUAAGUGUCGCUGCAGCGUCUGGUGCUAUUGGAGCCCUUAUCUUCAUAGAGCCCAAAUCCGGAGACAAUCCAAAUGAAAGGUACCCUUACACACCCUGGACGUCAAGCGAAGCCAUAAUGGAAAGGCCGAUGGGGGAAAAUUUCGGUGAUCCACUGACACCUGGGUUACCAGCCAUCGACGACAUGUACCGUGGGCCUAAGAACCUUACAAACUUUGCCUCAAUACCUACACAGCCGAUUUCAUACAAUGAUGCAAUGCAUUUGCUGAAACAUCUUAAAGGUUAAUACAUUAUAUUGAGAAAGAUGUUUAUUCAGUCAGUGACACAGGCGGCUCGGAUGAAAACUGAGUACUCCUCCCAAUCGGAAGUCGAACCUAUGACCUCUAGGUACUAGUCUCGAUGCUCUACCACUAACCUACAGAACAGUCGUGAGAACUAAGACCGCUUAAACAUGAUCCUGCAUACUGCUAGGACUGGAAUGUUGAUAUGUGCUUAUACGCAAAGAUAGAAAUGUGAUGGUGAAUGUUAAGCCUGGUGAAUACACGACAAGGAUCCUUAUUCGGCCAGUGCCCCUAAAAGGAGUUGAACCCAUGGUAUUCUGUUUACUAGUCUAGAUGCUCUAAGACUAAGUUAAAGAUAUAUUAAUUUUUCAUCACAAGAAGUGUUUUAACAGUUCUUCUUCCAUGGUCACUUGGAUUGAGAUAUUUGUAAUAAUAUUAGCUGCGGUUACACCUUGGAUCUCAGCCAUGGGGUAGCAACUUUACUUGUCGUGUGAUGAUGAUCUUCUCCAGCUGAAAUUGCCUAUGAAAUGUUUCCAGGGAAACCUAAAAAAGAUGACAGCUGCAGCGGUAAAUCCAAGGGGUUUACAAGAACCUAACAUUCAUUACGUUCUUGCCAUAGUUAUUCACGCACCUUGGUUUUUUCCUGUUAGGUAUGCAAGCGCCAAGAGAUUGGCAAGGAGUGAAAAACGCUUCCUUCAACGUUGGACCAGGCUUCAACAUAUCGAACUCAACUAUUCGAUUGGAAAUCAAUAACAAGAUCGUCAUGAAAUCCAUAUAUAACGUCAUCGGAACUAUUUACGGCCAAGAGGAACCGGACAGAUAUGUUUUGAUUGGCAGUCAUCGGGACGCCUGGUUUUUUGGAGCAGCAGAUCCUUCAAGUGGUACAGCAGCUCUGACAGAAAUAUCAAGGGCAGUUGGCAAGAUGUUGAAAGGUGGGUGGCGACCGCGAAGGACAGUUAAGUUCUGUAGUUGGGGAGCGGAGGAGUUUGGAUUGGUUGGGUCAAUAGAGUGGGUGGAGGAAAAUGCGAAAAUCCUUCAAGAAAGAGCCGUUGUUUACUUGAAUACAGACGUGGCAGUUGGUGGUCGUUACGUUCUCGUAACUCAGAAUUGUCCACUUCUAUCACACGUCAUCUUCUCUUGGGCCAAAAAAGUUAAAGAUCCAAACGCACAUGGCAAUAAAACCAGCCUGUACGACAUUAUGGUUGAGCGAAACCCAUCUAAAAAUAAUCCUGGAGAGCCUUAUGUUGUUCCAUACCAGUAUAUGAGCGACUAUUUUCCGUUCUAUAUGUACUAUGGCAUACCAUCGGCUGACUUUAGCUACUUCUUCGGUUCUGGGAAUCCUGUGUCGCUCUAUCCUGUCUACCACACUCAAGAAGACAACUUCUACUGGAUGAAAACCUUUAUCGAUCCCAAGUUUGAGUUUCACGAGGCAGUAACCAAGUUUGAAGGAGGUUUAUUGAUCGAUUUGGCGGAUUCUUCUUUGUUGUCAUUUGAUGUAGUGCGUUACGCAAAUGAGAUGGUUAACAGUUUGAAAUCACUUCCCGAUCGCGUGGGGAACCAAAGCGUUUCUACUAAAAUUAUUCAUAGGGCUGUAUUAAAUUUUAUAAAUGCCAGCAAGUCAUUUGAGAAAGCAAAGUCCAAAUUAAAUCUGGCUUCAACGAGUCCAUUAGUUUUACGCCGGUUCAAUGAUCAAAUGGUGCAAGUAGAGAAAGCAUUUAUUGGCAAGUCAGGGCACGUCCUUCCGUGGUCAAAAUUCUCUUUCCGGGCAAUAAGAAGGGCGUUCUUGUCAGGAAAAGUAAAUGAAGUCGAAAAGCAGUUGUCAUCGGCAGCCCAAAUAAUAUUUUCUGCCGCAAAAGUCUUGGAACCAUUGCCAGUUGCUUGA